GACAGGCAGCAGCUUAAAUACCAGCCCAUGAGGAAGUUGAGCUGGGCUGUAAUGAUAGGGAGGCAGCCGCAGCCUCAGCCGCAGAGGUAGUCCGGGAGGUGGAGAAACCAGAACACCAUGAACGAGCACACAGGUGUUCCUGUGAGUAAUUAGAUUGCGGAAGGUGAAAAUACACCUUAGAGUUUUUACCUGGGAGCACACUAGCGCUGAGAAGGAAUCUGAAGGCAAAGAGGAAGAGAUCAAAUCGGUCAGUCACCCCAAGAGACACCAAAGUUGAAAGUUUGGAGGUUUUAUUCUUUUAAUUUUCUUUUUUUUUUUCUUUCUUUCUUUUGCUCUGUUUCCUUUUUUCCCUGCGGGUCACUACCAUGGUCAGAAAGGCUGUGGCAUCCACCAUCUCCAAUGGGGGUUACCUGCAGGGCAGUGUUAACACGAGGCUGUCUUCCCUGGGUGGCAAGGAGCCACCUGGGCAGGAGAAAGUUGUGCUGAAGAGGAAGAUCAGUCUGUUGAGAGGGAUCUCCAUCAUCAUCGGGACCAUCAUCGGAGCAGGAAUCUUCAUCUCUCCUAAGGGCGUGCUCCAGAACACGGGCAGCGUGGGCUUGUCCCUGGUUGUCUGGACGGUCUGCGGGGUCCUGUCACUGUUUGGAGCCUUGUCCUAUGCUGAACUGGGAACAACUAUAAGGAAAUCUGGUGGUCAUUACACAUACAUUCUGGAAGUCUUUGGCCCAUUACCAGCUUUUGUGCGAGUCUGGGUAGAACUGCUCAUUAUACGCCCUGCAGCCACUGCUGUGAUAUCUCUGGCCUUUGGACGGUACAUUCUGGAACCAUUUUUCAUUCAGUGUGAAAUUCCUGAACUUGCAGUCAAGCUCAUUACAGCUGUGGGCAUAACUGUGGUGAUGGUCCUAAAUGGCAUGAGUGUCAGCUGGAGCGCCCGGAUCCAGAUUUUCCUAACCUUUUGCAAGCUCACAGCAAUUCUGAUAAUUAUAGUCCCUGGAAUGAUGCAGCUAAUUAAAGGGCAAACACAACACUUUAAAGAUGCCUUUUCAGGAAGAGAUGCAAGUAUUAUGGGAUUGCCACUGGCUUUUUAUUAUGGAAUGUAUGCAUACGCUGGCUGGUUUUAUCUCAACUUUGUUACUGAAGAAGUGGAAAAUCCUGAAAAAACCAUCCCCCUUGCGAUAUGUAUAUCCAUGGCCGUCGUCACCAUUGGCUAUGUGCUAACAAAUGUGGCCUACUUUACGACCAUUAGUGCCGAGGAGCUGUUGCUUUCAGAGGCAGUGGCGGUGACUUUUUCUGAGCGGCUCCUGGGAAAUUUCUCAGUAGCAGUUCCAAUCUUUGUUGCCCUCUCCUGCUUUGGUUCCAUGAAUGGUGGUGUGUUUGCUGUCUCCAGGUUAUUCUAUGUUGCAUCUCGGGAGGGUCACCUUCCGGAAAUCCUCUCCAUGAUUCACAUCCGCAAGCACACUCCUCUACCAGCUGUUAUUGUUUUGCACCCUUUGACAAUGAUAAUGCUCUUCUCUGGGGACCUCUACAGUCUUUUGAAUUUCCUCAGUUUUGCCAGGUGGCUUUUUAUUGGGCUGGCGGUUGCUGGGCUGAUUUAUCUUCGAUACAAACGCCCAGAUAUGCAUCGUCCUUUCAAGGUGCCGCUAUUCAUCCCAGCUUUGUUUUCCUUCACGUGUCUCUUCAUGGUCGCCCUUUCCCUUUAUUCAGACCCAUUUAGUACAGGGAUUGGCUUCAUCAUCACUCUGACCGGGGUCCCUGCCUACUAUCUCUUUAUUAUAUGGGACAAGAAACCCAGGUGGUUUAGAAGAAUGUCAGACAUUACAACCAGAACAUUACAAAUAAUACUGGAAGUUGUACCAGAAGAAGAUUGUCAUAAAUUAUAAAUUAAUGCAUUUGAAGUCUUGGCAAUCUAUCCUUGGCUUUGUUUCUGCCCAAAGGGCUGAAACAAAAAAUGGAUCUUCUAAGAAAUUUAGUUAUUACUCCAUGUGGUUAUAGAACGCUGAUAUGCAAUUAUACCAUAAGUUCACGUGAUCAUUGAGUCCCUGAUACCUACCUGUUGAGGUUAGGAAAAACGACUACAGAAUGGAAAUUACUUUAGUGGUCUUUCUCUAUAACAUAUCUUAUGGCUAAGAACCUUCAGACUGAAAACUGAGAUGUUUUCUUUAAUAUGGGUUUUGUAAAAACAAUUUUUGUAUACUAUAGAUAACUGUACUGUGAAAAUUGUUUUCUACUCUUCUGGGGGAAAAAAAAGUGUAUGUCAUCAUUAUGGACAGAGGAAAGAAAGAAAUUUAUUUUACAUUGGCAUUGCAUUGCUUCCCACAGAUAUCAACUUAGAUAUCAUACAUGUUUUAAUGGAUUAUACCCAGAGCAUUUUGAAAAAGAAAAAAAACUUAGGGGUAUGCCUAAUUGUGAUGAAUACAUUAAAGAAGAGUUUCUAGGGGCUAUUGUUUAUGAGGCAAAUCCAGGAAUUAUGUUUAAGUAAAAAAAAUGCUUGAGAAUUUAUUACGUUAGGAUUUUUUUCACUCGUUAUCAGGAAGCUCCGUAGUUACGUGCCAUUUGUUUUCAUGGCAGCCUAAUUGAUCAGGAAAGGAUGUAACGCCUGUCUUAGAGCAAAACAAAAGUCAGUUUGGUAUUAAAUCCUCUUAAGCAUGAUCAUGUGUUUCACUAAUAAUUUACUCUUUGAUAAAUACAUCUAAAUAUGUGCAUUUUUAAAUCUUCAAGUUACAACAUCAACAGGAGACGGAAAUCACCAAGAAAGAAAAUGCCCAAAAUAUUAUGCCCAACUCUGUAGUUCUACAUACAUUGUUAGUGUUUCUGAACAUUUAAAAAAAAUCUCAUAGCUGUUUUUACAUGGUGAUGAAUUUUGACAGUUUUACGUUUUCUUUAUACAUUUUGUAUUGUUAAAAUAUCUCUUUGGACAAAACUGUCCAGAUCAAUUAGGAAAAGACAUAUAUUUACAUAAAAAUUAAGGAAGAAAUGUCACUGCUAAAUAAGAUUUACAACUGAUGUUUCUAAGAAUGUUCCCAUUUCUCUCUCUAGGCUUUAUCAGUAAUUUCCUGACAAAGUAAAAGAGAUAACUGACAAAUUCACUGAAAGAAACUGUACAUGAAAUGUAUAUAUUCAGACAGGUAUUACUAUGCUGGGUUUAGAAAAUACUGUGGAACUUUCAAAUAAGAAUAAUAUAAUGAUGAAAUUUGUUAACCAUUAUUUACUUAAGUCUCAGAGUAAAUAGUCAUGGCCAAAAUUUUUUCAUUCUGUAAUUUUUGUCCAUUUGAAAAGAAGAAUUUUUGGAAGAAUUACACUGAUUCAAAUCAUUAAGAAGAGAUAUAUAGAGUUCAUAGACAGUUGAUCAAAGUAGAAAUGAUGAUAAUUUGAGGCAAUUUCAAUUAAUUAAUUUUCAGUUCAUUAAUUUCAAUUUCAAAAUUUAAUUCAGUUAAUUAAAUUUCAUUUAAUCAAAUUUCAAUUUAAUAUCUAUCUGAGAUUGAAAUUUUGUCAGCCAAACGUAGUGUUUGGGUCUUUAAGUGAAUUUAUAAAAAUUCCUUCCUUUUUCUCUUACCAUGGAUUUUCAGAAUUUGAUCUGUAGUCUGUACAGCUUAUAUCCAUUUGUCUACAUCUGUCCCCACUAAAUUGUUGCUAUAGGUGAAAACAGAUUUCCUUCAUAUUCUUGUUUAUAGUCUAGGCCCAUGUAAUCUAAACCAGCAAACUCUCCUGGAAUUGUUGUUUUCCCCUAAUGAAAAAGAAAAAUGGUAAAGUCUCAUGGAGAAGUUUGUAUAGUUACUGAUUAAUUCCUGAGGUUAAUGUGCUUAUAUCAAAAGUGGGAGCUAGGUCUCCUCAUUUUAGUUAUUUUAGUUUUAGUUCUAAUUUCUCUUUAAAUAUGUCAUUAUACAAGCUAACUAGAUUACAUAUUCAUUAUUAUUUUCAUCAUUUUAAAAAAUGAUUUUUGCAUUGUUAAAUUUCUAAUGCCAUUGUAAUAUCAUUUUAACCAGAUGGAAAGUCAGUCAGUAAUUUUUUUUUUUUUUUUUUGCGGUACGCGGGCCUCUCACUGUUGCGGCCUCUCCCGUUGCAGAGCACAGGCUCCGGACGCGCAGGCUCA
Molecule: messenger RNA, 4087 nt
Organism: Delphinapterus leucas (beluga whale)
Lineage: Eukaryota; Metazoa; Chordata; Mammalia; Artiodactyla; Monodontidae
Gene: SLC7A11
Product: solute carrier family 7 member 11
Biological process (GO): amino acid transmembrane transport
Cellular component (GO): membrane
Molecular function (GO): L-amino acid transmembrane transporter activity
Source: RefSeq, a predicted model, not a curated record